AUGGCGGCGGUGGUGGCUGCCACGGCGCUGAAGGGCCGGGGGGCGAGGAAUGCCCGCGUCCUCCGGGGGAUUCUCGCAGGAGCCACAGCCAACAAAGCUGCCCAGAACAGGGCCCGGGCGCUGCAAAGCCACAGCUCCCCCGAGUGCAAGGAAGAGCCGGAGCCCCUGCCUCCCGAGCUGGAGUACAUCCCCAGGAAGAAGGCCAAGAACCCCAUGAAAGCGGUGGGAGUCGCCUGGUACAGCCUGUACACCCGCACCUGGCUGGGGUACCUCUUCUACCGGCAGCAGCUGCGCAGGGCCCGGAGCCGCUACCCCAAAGGCCAUUCCAGGACGCAGCCCCGGCUCUUCAACGGAGUGAAGGUGCUUCCCAUCCCCGUCCUGUCGGACAACUACAGCUACCUCAUCAUCGACACGCAGGCCCGGCUGGCUGUGGCUGUGGACCCUUCCGACCCCCAGGCCGUGCAGGCUUCCAUUGAGAAGGAAGGUGUGACCUUGGUUGCCAUCCUCUGCACCCACAAACACUGGGACCACAGCGGAGGGAACCGUGACCUCAGCCGGCGGCACCAGGACUGUCGGGUGUACGGGAGCCCCCAGGACGGCAUCCCCUACCUCACCCAUCCCCUGUGUCAUCAGGACGUGGUGAGCGUGGGACGGCUUCAGAUCCGGGCGCUGGCCACCCCUGGCCACACACAAGGCCAUCUGGUCUACUUGCUGGAUGGGGAGCCCUACAAGGGUCCUUCCUGCCUCUUUUCGGGGGACCUGCUCUUCCUCUCUGGCUGUGGACGGACCUUUGAGGGCACUGCAGAGACCAUGCUGAGCUCGCUGGACACUGUGCUGGGGCUGGAAGAUGACACUCUGCUGUGGCCUGGCCACGAGUACGCGGAGGAGAACCUGGGCUUCGCGGGCGUGGUGGAGCCCGAGAACCUGGCCCGGGAGAGGAAGAUGCAGUGGGUGCAGAGGCAGCGGAUGGAGCGCAAGAGCACGUGCCCGUCCACGCUGGGCGAGGAGCGCUCCUACAACCCGUUCCUGCGGACCCACUGCCUGGAGCUGCAGGAGGCCGUGGGGCCGGGCCCGGGCCCCUCCGAGGACGCCGGCUGCUCCCGGGCCGAGCUCCUGGAGAAGCUGCGGCGGCUGAAGGACCUGCACAAGAGCAAGUGA
Molecule: messenger RNA, 1158 nt
Organism: Pipistrellus nathusii (Nathusius's pipistrelle)
Lineage: Eukaryota; Metazoa; Chordata; Mammalia; Chiroptera; Vespertilionidae
Source: the annotation of a GenBank genome assembly